Molecule: messenger RNA, 645 nt
Organism: Dracunculus medinensis (Guinea worm)
Lineage: Eukaryota; Metazoa; Nematoda; Chromadorea; Rhabditida; Dracunculidae
Source: the annotation of a GenBank genome assembly
AUGAUGCUAUCACAGCCUACGUUGCAUAUGCAGCCAGUGCAUUCAACUUUUCUACAUCAGCAGGGGGGCAUAGCUGCUCAGACAGAAAUAUAUGCGCAGCAAACACCAGUCAUUAUUAAUAAUAUCACAGGAAUAAACAGUAUCAGCAACAGUGGAAAUGGAGAGCAAGCUGAUGAAUGGAAGCCUGUUGAAAGUCGUCGAGCAAACAGAAAUGGAUCUAAAAGGUAUGGAUUUGAUAAACGUGGUGCAUAUAAAGGAAAUAGUGGUCGUGGUGGGUAUCGCGCUAGGCAGGGAGGUCAGCAUCAAAGUAAAAAUUUUAUGCUAAAUGAUGGGCGAAGCUAUGUGCCAAAUCAAAGAAGUGAUAAUCAAAUGUUUGAUCACAAUAAAACCACGAGUGUGGCUAAUUCUGCCAUUAUUGGUAAGAAAUCAGAAAAAAAAAAUGAUACGAUUGGAUCGCUAGAAAAUGGAGGACAAAUGAAGCAUAGAUAUUAUCGUGGUAAUAGCCGUGGCAAUAAUGGAAUUAAACAAAAUUAUAACGGGUAUUCACGGAGCGGCGGCAAUGUACCUCGUCGAUCGCGUGGUUAUAACUAUGCAUCGGAUCUGCAGCAGUGUGGUUUUCGAUUUGCUACUGAUAUUGUACAAUAG